This is a messenger RNA of Paralichthys olivaceus (Japanese flounder), 10472 nucleotides long. RefSeq names its product fibrillin 1 (gene fbn1). Lineage: Eukaryota; Metazoa; Chordata; Actinopteri; Pleuronectiformes; Paralichthyidae. The record is from RefSeq and is a predicted model, not a curated record. Gene Ontology annotation, molecular function: calcium ion binding.
UCUUGUGUGAGGGAGAGACGCAGUGAGAGAGUGUUGCCGUCCUCAUCCUCUGGAAUGCGUCAGCUCCUCUGACUUUAUCUGCGCAAAAACCAACGCACCGCUGGAUGCGCACUGGCGAGCAUUCUCCACAAAGCUACCAUGCGCAUUUAUUUAUAGCAGCUCAGGUCUGAGUUGAAGGUUUUUCAGUGACUGUUUCUUCCUCCUCGCACUUUUCUGCUAAACGUUUAUCCAGCAUUACCUGCCAGUGAAAGUGAAGCGCUCCUCUGUCGGGUCUGAGGCGAAUCUCCUGCACGGGAGACGAGCUUUGACUCCACUGCAGAGGUCGACGCGGCUGGGGAACGAGUGAGAGAGACUUUUAUUGCACCGAGCAGUGGAGUUUUCCAGGCUGCACUUCAGAGUGGAUAUGCCGGACAGUAAGUGUGGAGGAGCACGGCUGCAGCAGUUGGCCGUGGCCCUGGUGGCCUUGUUGUCGCUGUGCGCCGAGCUGAGGGACGCUGCUGAGGUGGUGGUGGUGGACACCGGGGACACCGGGGACAGCGAGCUGGUUACCAAGCAGACCCAGAGCAGGGCCAAGAGGAGAGGAGGCUCAGACGUCCUCAGAGGACCAAAUGUGUGUGGCUCGAGGAACAACGCCUACUGCUGCCCGGGUUGGAAGACUCUGACGGGAGGAAACCAGUGUAUUGUUCCGAUCUGCCGGAGUUCAUGUGGAGAUGGUUUCUGCUCCAGACCCAACAUGUGCACCUGUCCCAACGGCCAGAUCGCAGCAUCCUGUGGAUCCAAGUCAGUCCAGCACUGUAAUAUUCGUUGUAUGAACGGGGGAACAUGUGCUGAGGAUAACUGCCAGUGUCAGAAAGGCUACGUGGGAAACCACUGCGGUCAACCGGUUUGUGAAAAUGGCUGCCUUAAUGGAGGAAGGUGCGUGGCUCCCAACAGAUGUGUCUGCACCUAUGGCUUCACCGGGGCUCAGUGCGAAAGAGACUAUCGCACUGGGCCGUGUUUUGCCUCCGUGAAUAACCAGAUGUGUCAAGGCCAAAUCUCAGGCAUCGUGUGCACAAAGACGUUGUGCUGUGCUACAGUGGGACGGGCAUGGGGUCACCCCUGUGAGAUGUGUCCAGCCCAGCCUCACCCCUGCAGAAGAGGGUUCAUACCAAACCAUCGCACUGGGGCGUGCCAAGAUGUGGAUGAGUGCCAGGCCAUCCCUGGCAUCUGUCAGGGAGGAAACUGUAUCAACACAGUGGGAUCCUUUGAAUGUAAAUGUCCCGCUGGGCACAAGUUCCACGAGGUCUCACAGAAAUGUGAAGAUCUGGACGAGUGUUCAAACAUUCCAGGUCUAUGCGGUGUAGGUGAAUGCUCUAAUACUGCUGGUAGCUUCUUCUGCAAGUGUCCCCAGGGGUAUCACUCCUCUUUGGACGGAUCCAGGUGUAUAGAUGCUCGUGGUGGCUACUGCUAUGCUAGUCUGCUGAACGGGCGCUGCGCCAAUCAAAACUCACAGCUGUUGACCAAAAUGCAGUGCUGCUGUGAUAGUGGACGCUGCUGGUCUGACGGGUCCACGCCUGAGAUGUGCCCCAUUCGUGCAACAGAAGAGUACCAGAAACUGUGUUUCCAGAUACCUGACGGGAACGGUGGAGUGCCCAUACCCGGUCGUGUCCCAGGGAGUCCCGACCUACCUGGCAUCUACCCACUUCCAUAUCCUGGUCAAACCCCUGGCCAGAUUCCUGGAGUGAUCCCUGGUCAAAUUCCCAUCCAGGUUCCAGGCCAGAUCCCGGGUCAGAUUCCAGGACAAAUUCCAGGACAAUAUCCAGGACAAUAUCCAGGACAAUAUCCAGGACAAUUUCCAGGACAAUUACCUCCAGGUCCUGUUAUCAUCCAAACCCAGAACAUCACCAACAUGUGCCAGGCCUACCGCAACCUCUGCCUGAAUGGCAGGUGCAUCCCCAUGCCGGGCAUUGGGUAUCGCUGUGAGUGCAACAUGGGGUUCAGGUUGGAUGGAAGGGGAGAGUGUGUCGAUGACGAUGAGUGUGAGAGAAACCCAUGUGCACAUGGAGAGUGUGUGAACACGCCUGGGUCUUACAUCUGUCAGUGUCCCGUUGGAUUCCAGACCACUGCCACCAGGACAGAGUGCCGAGAUCUGGAUGAGUGUGUGGCCAACGGUCGUAUCUGCAACAAUGGCCGCUGUGUGAACACUGAGGGCAGCUUCCACUGUGUCUGCAAUGCUGGAUUUGAAAUUACAGCAGAUGGCAAAAACUGUCAAGACCAGGACGAGUGUCUGAUCAGGAACAUGUGUCUCAAUGGACUGUGCAUCAACGAAGACGGCAGCUUCAAGUGCAUCUGCAAACCUGGAUUCCUCCUUGACAGCAGUGGACGCAUGUGUGUAGACAUCGAUGAGUGUGAGACUCCAGGUAUGUGCAUGAACGGCCACUGCGUCAACACGGAGGGAUCUUUCCGCUGUGAGUGUAUGGCUGGGAUGGCGGUGGGCCUGGAUGGACGGGUCUGUGUCGACACACAUAUGCGCAGUUCAUGUUAUGGUGGCUACAAGCGAGGACAAUGUGUACGACCUCUAUUCGGAGCCGUGACCAAGUCUGAGUGCUGCUGUGCCAGCACAGAGUACGCCUACGGGGAGCCCUGCCAGCCCUGCCCGCCACAAAGCUCUGCUGAGUUCCUGGCACUCUGCCCCAAUAGCAUCGGCAUAACCGGCGAUGGAAGAGAUAUUAACGAGUGCGCCCUCGACCCUGAAAUCUGCCAGAAUGGAAUUUGCGAGAAUAUGCUGAGGACGUACAAAUGCACCUGCAAUGAAGGUUUUGAAGUUGACCUGACGGGCAAAAAUUGUGUUGACAUUGAUGAGUGCGUGAUGAACAGACUGCUCUGUGACAACGGGCUGUGCAGGAACACACCAGGAAGUUUCACCUGUCAGUGUCCUAAAGGAUACCGCUUCAAUUCGGAGACGGAUGUCUGCGAGGAUGUGAAUGAGUGUGAGUCCAGCCCCUGUAUUAAUGGGGAAUGUAUGAACAGCCAAGGGUCCUUUGUGUGUUUGUGUUCAACGGGCAGUUCUUUGGACAGCACUGCUCUGGAGUGUAUAGAGACAACAAAAAGCACCUGCUGGCUGAAAAUAGUCAACAAUCGCUGUGAGGUCAACAUCAACGGGGCAACACUGAAGUCCCACUGCUGCGCCACACUGGGAGAGGCCUGGAACAGCCCUUGUGCCAAAUGUGAAAAAGAUCCAAUCUGUGGUAAAGGUUUUUCUCGAGUCAAAGGAAAUGUUUGUGAAGAUGUGGAUGAAUGUCAAGUGUUUCCUGGGGUGUGUAUCAACGGCAAGUGCAUCAACACACCAGGCUCCUUCUUCUGCCAGUGCCCUCCAGGAAUGACUGUUGAUGUCAGUGGCAGGACGUGUAUUGACCUGCGUACGGAGCAGUGUUACCUCACCCAUGAGGAUGAGCGCUGCGGGGCUCCCAUCCCAGGGAAGCACCGUGUGGAUGCCUGCUGCUGCUCCGUCGGCGUGGCCUGGGGCCCCGACUGUGACGAAUGUCCAGAAAAGGGCGGUCCAGACUAUACACGGCUCUGUCCUCGGGGCCCGGGCUUCUCACACAGGGGGGACUUCAUCAACGGCCGACCCUUCCUAAAAGAUAUAAAUGAAUGCAGGAUGAUAAACACCCUGUGCUCGAAUGGGAGGUGCAGAAACACCAUCGGCAGCUUCCGCUGUCGCUGUGACAACGGCUAUGCCCUGGACUCUGAUGAGCGGAAUUGUACUGACAUCGAUGAGUGCCGCAUCUCUCCGGACCUGUGUGGACAGGGGAGGUGUGUCAACACACCGGGAGAUUUUGAAUGCGAGUGCUUUGAAGGCUACGAGAGCGGCUUCAUGAUGAUGAAAAACUGCAUGGACAUCGAUGAGUGUGAGAGGAACCCUCUGCUGUGCCGUGGGGGCGAGUGUGUAAACACGGAGGGCAGCUUCCAGUGCGUGUGCCCCGAUGGACACGAGAUCGCACCAGACGGGUCGGCCUGUCUGGAUAUCAAUGAAUGCGAGUUGAGUGACAGGCUGUGCAGGAACGGCCAGUGUGUGAAUAUGAUCGGCCGAUACCAGUGUACCUGCGACACAGGAUACAAAUCUACUGAGAGCAGACUCGAGUGUGUUGACAUUGACGAGUGCACCAUUGAGUUUGGCGGCUGUGAGACUUUCUGCACCAACUCAGAGGGCAGUUAUGAGUGCAGCUGCAACAGUGGAUACGCCCUGAUGCCUGAUCUAAGGAGCUGCACUGAUAUUGAUGAGUGUGAGGAGAGCCCAGAUACCUGUGACGGAGGCCAGUGUACAAACACCCCGGGGACAUACCAGUGUCUCUGCUUCGACGGCUUCAUGUCAUCUGAGGAUAUGAAGACCUGUCUGGAUGUGGACGAGUGUGAGCUGAACCCAAACAUCUGUCUGAGCGGGAACUGUGAGAACACUAAGGGAUCGUUCAUCUGCCACUGCGACCUGGGAUACUCUGUGCGCAAGGGAACGACAGGCUGCACAGAUAUCAAUGAGUGUGAGAUUGGAGCCCAUAACUGUGACAGACAUGCUACCUGCACCAACACCGCCAGCAGCUUCAAAUGCAGCUGUGCUCCAGGGUGGAUCGGCGACGGCCUCAAAUGCACAGACCUGGAUGAGUGUUCCAAUGGGACACACAUGUGCAACAACAACGCUGACUGUCUCAACACCAUGGGCUCAUAUCGCUGUGCAUGCAAGGAAGGAUUCUCUGGAGAUGGAUUCUACUGUUCAGACAGCGAUGAGUGCGCAGAGAACGGUAACCUGUGUGAGAGUGGCCACUGUCUGAACCUGCCAGGAGGCUUCCGCUGUGAAUGUGACAUGGGCUUCUUCCCCACUACUGAUGGCAAAGCCUGCGAGGACAUAGACGAAUGUACCUUUUCUGACAUCUGUGUCAAUGGACGAUGUCUGAAUAUGCCGGGACUCUUCAGAUGUGAAUGCAACUUUGGUUAUGAACUGGACAGGAGUGGAGGCAACUGCACAGAUAUCAAUGAAUGUGCAGACCCGACCAUCUGCAUCAAUGGAAUGUGUAUCAACAUCCCCGGAAGUUACCACUGUAACUGCCCUGCAGACUUUGAACUCAACCCCACUCGGGUGGGCUGUGUAGAUACUCGCUCUGGAAGCUGCUUCCUGGAUGUUCGUUCCCGAGGAGAUGCAUCAGAAAGCUUGGACUGCUCCAAUGAGAUAGGAGUUGGUGUUUCGAAGGCGUCCUGCUGCUGCUCCCUGGGCCAGGGCUGGGGAAAUCCAUGUGAAUCAUGCCCCUUUGUCAACUCAACUGAGUACAAGACACUCUGUCCUGGAGGAGAAGGCUUCAGACCAAACCCAAUCACUGUCAUCUUGGAAGACAUCAACGAGUGCCAAGAGUUGCCAGGCUUAUGCCAGGGAGGACAGUGCAUCAACACCUUCGGGAGCUUCCAGUGCGAAUGUCCAAGAGGCUACGCCCUCAACACAGAAACCAGAGUCUGUGAAGAUGUCAAUGAGUGUGAACGACCAGGUAUCUGUGGCCCAGGACAGUGCUAUAACACCAUCGGGAACUACACCUGUAUCUGUCCUGUGGACUAUAUGCAGGUCAACGGUGGAAACAACUGCAUGGACAUGAGGAAGAGCUACUGCUACAGAAACUUUUAUACUGACAACAGGACAUGUGACGGAGAGCUGACCUUCAACAUGACCAAAAAGAUGUGCUGCUGCUCCUACAACAUUGGCCGGGCAUGGAAUAAACCCUGUGAGCAGUGUCCUGUGCCCAGCACUGACGAUUUUGCGAUUCUGUGCGGCAGUGAGAGACCAGGAUAUUACAUAGACAUCACCACUGGACGUGUCAUUGAUAUCGAUGAAUGCAGGGAAAUCCCAGGAGUCUGUGAGAAUGGAGUCUGCAUCAACAUGAUUGGCAGCUUCAGGUGCGAGUGCCCCAUUGGUUUCAUCUACAAUGACAAGCUGCUGAUUUGUGAAGAUAUCGACGAAUGUCAGAAUGGACCUGUGUGCCAGCAGAACGCCGCCUGUCUGAACAUGCCAGGAAGCUACCGCUGCGAGUGUAAACCUGGGUAUCGUUUCACUCCCACUGGACAAUGUCUAGACCGAAAUGAAUGCAUUGAGAACCCUGGUAUAUGCAACCCCGGUCAGUGCAUCGACACGCUGGGUAGCUAUCGCUGCGUCUGCUCCAACGGCUUUAAAACGACGGCGGACAGGUCAAUGUGUGUCGACGUGGACGAGUGUGAGAGACAACCCUGUGGUAACGGGACCUGUAAGAAUACAGUGGGCUCCUACAACUGUCUCUGCUACCCCGGCUUCCUGAACUCACACAACAGUGACUGCAUAGAUGUCGAUGAGUGUAUGACGCAGAGGGGCUUGUGUCGGAACGGCCAGUGCGUGAACACAGUGGGCACCUUCCUCUGCGUGUGCCAUGACGGCUACGAGCUGACUCUAGACGGCAGACUGUGUGCAGAUAUUAAUGAGUGUGCAGUGAAUCCAGGCACAUGCGGUGCAGGAACUUGUCUGAAUCUGGAAGGCUCUUACAGGUGUAUCUGCCCACCUGGCUACUAUCUGCAUGAGGAAACCUGUGAAGAUAUUGACGAAUGCUCCCAGUCACCUGAGAUGUGUACAUUUGGAACCUGCUCAAACACUGAAGGAAGCUUCACCUGCUUGUGUCCUGAAGGCUUCCAGAUCUCUGCCUCCGGACGUAGAUGUUUAGAUAUCCGUGUGAACUACUGCUAUACCAAGUUUGAUAAUGGCCGCUGCCUGGCUCCAAAGCCUCAGAACACUUCCAAGGCAGCGUGCUGCUGCACUGGAAUGCCAGGUCAAGGCUGGGGAGACCCCUGUGAAAUCUGCCCGAGCAAAGGAGAGGAGGGGUAUCGUCUUCUCUGUCCAAACGAGGGAUAUCAACAGGGGACAGACGACCACCCAAAGGAUAUUGAUGAAUGUGUCAACGACCCUUGUGUCAAUGGCCAGUGCAUCAACACAGACGGCUCUUUCCGCUGUGAGUGUCCAUUGGGAUACCACCUGGACAAUAGUGGAGUCAGAUGUGAAGACACUGAUGAGUGUAAAAUCGGCAAUCCUUGCCGCAACGGCACAUGCACCAAUGUGAUCGGUGGGUUCGAAUGUGCGUGUGAUGACGGCUUUGAGCCUGGGCCAAUGAUGACCUGUGAAGACAUCAAUGAGUGUGCCCAGAACCCUCUGCUGUGCGCCUUCCGCUGUGUUAACGUGGUUGGCUCAUAUGAGUGCAAAUGUCCCACUGGCUACGUUCUGCGCGAGGACAGGAGGAUGUGUAAAGAUCAGAAUGAGUGUGAGGAUGGUAUAGAUGACUGUGCCAGCAGGGGCAUGACCUGCAAGAAUCUAAUAGGUACAUACAUGUGCAUCUGUUCACCUGGAUUCACACGCCAGCCCAACGGAGAGGGUUGCAUGGAUCUGAACGAGUGUACAGCCAAACCAGGCACCUGUAAGAACGGCCGCUGUGAGAACACAGUUGGAAGCUACCGCUGCAGAUGUGACCAAGGUUUCGUCGCGAACCCCACACAGACUGAAUGUAUCGAUAACCGUGAAGGCUUCUGCUUCACUGAGGUCCUGACCACUCUGUGUCAGAUGACGUCGAGCAACAGGAACAUGGUGACCAAGUCAGAGUGUUGCUGUGAUGGAGGCAGAGGCUGGGGCACCAACUGUGAGCUGUGCCCGCUGCCCGGGACCACCCAGUACAAGAGGAUGUGUCCUCUGGGACCUGGAUACACCACUGAUGGCAGAGAUAUUGACGAGUGUCGUGUCAUGGGGAACUUGUGCAAGAACGGUCAGUGUAUCAACGCUUUGGGCUCCUACAACUGCAUCUGCAAACCUGGCUACACCACUGAUAUCAGCAGCACGCAGUGUGUGGAUGUGGAUGAGUGCAUACAAGCACCAAAGCCUUGUAACUUCAUCUGUAAGAACACGGAGGGAGGCUACCUCUGUUCCUGCCCCCGUGGCUACAUCCUGCAGGAGGAUGGAAAGAGCUGCAAAGAUCUGGACGAGUGUUCGACCAAACAGCACAACUGUCAGUUUCUAUGUGUUAACACCAUUGGUGGGUUUACGUGCAAAUGUCCCCCUGGCUUCACCCAGCAUCAUUCUGCCUGCAUCGACAACAACGAAUGUGCAUCUGAUCCUGGCUUGUGUGGCUCCAAUGGCGCCUGCCAGAACACGCCGGGGAGCUUCAACUGCGACUGCCAGCGAGGAUUCUCAUUAGAUCCCAACGGACAAAGCUGUGAAGAUAUGGAUGAGUGUGAUGGAAACCACAGAUGUCAGCAUGGCUGUCAAAAUCUGGUGGGUGGAUACAGGUGCAGCUGUCCUCAAGGCUACCUGCAGCACUACCAGUGGAACCAGUGUGUGGAUGAGAACGAGUGCUUGAACAGCCAGAUCUGCGGGGGAGCGUCGUGCCACAACACCCUGGGGAGCUUCCGCUGCCUCUGCCCCACUGGCUUCAACUACGAGCAGGCCGGAGGCUGCGCGGACAUCAAUGAGUGCUCCACCAGCCAGAACCCCUGCAAGUUCGGCUGCUCAAACACAGACGGCGGUUACCUCUGUGGAUGUCCCAAUGGGUACUUCCGUGCAGGACAAGGGCACUGCGUGACGGGUCUUGGCUUUACUAGCGGUGGCUCCAGCGGCGGAGAAGGAGGCGAGGCGGAUGAUAAUUCCCUGUCUCCUGAAGCCUGCUAUGAAUGUAAGAUCAAUGGUUAUCCCAAGAAGGGACGCAAACGUCGCAGCACCAACUCAACACAAGAGGAUCCUAUGGAAGACAACCAGCUGACUGAGGAGGUGGUAAGUCUGGCCAGUGUGGACAUCGAGGACACCCUGCAGCUCCACCUCAACAUCAGCGACCUGAGUAACCGCGACCACAUCCUCGAGUUCACCCCGGCCUUGUCCACCCUCAGCGAACACGUGCGCUACAGCAUCGACUAUGGAAAUGACGAUGGCUACUUCAAGAUCAACCAGAAAGAGGGCGUCAGCUACCUGCAUAUGAGCAAGAAGAAGGCCCUUCCCCCAGGGGCUUACGACCUGCAGAUUAGCAGCAUGCCCCUCUACAAGAAGAAGGAUCUGGCUGAGCUGGAGGACCAACACGAUAAAGACUACCUCACAGGACAGCUGGGAGACAUACUGAAGAUGAGGGUGCAGCUCAUCCUCCAUUAACCAUCACGAGACUGAGGCAGGCAGAUGUUGCCAGUGGCUGCUAAUCCAGGGUCAGGCUCACGCUCCCCGAGAAAAAAAAAAAAAAAAAAAAAAAAGGCCAAACAUGUCUGACUCUGGGUCAGUGGUUUAGGGGCAACUUCUACUUGCUCCGACAGGGAGAAGAGCUCGCCACCAAAGAGACAAGAAGGGGGGUGGGGGGAUGGGGGGGACCGUGUCAUUUGAUUGCCAAAGAUGAUUCUACAUAUCAUGCGUAUACAAUAUCUGUGGAAAACACCAGCUGAAUGAGGCCGUAUGACGCUUUUCAUUCCAAUGAAGAACGCAUCGCCCUGACACACGUGCACAGACAUGUGUGACGCACUAUUGAGAGUGUGAAUGGUUUUUAAUUGUGGGGUUUAAUGUUCUAUAAUGAUAUGUGGAAUCAGGUGCCGUCCGAAGGGCUUGUGGACUGCAGGAAGCUUGAAACGCUGAGUUUUUAUUUUUAUUUUAUUUUUGUUUAGAACUCAGCUUAGGUGGAAGAAAAGGGUGAGUCCCAAUAGUCUGCAAUAAAUUAAUUUCCUCCCCUCGUGGUCAACGACUGAACCAACCUGGACACACGGAAGUUAACACAUUUCUCCGUCCCCAUAGAUUAACUUAACAGAGCGGAGAUAAAAGAAAAAGAUUGAGAAUGGUCAGGAGAGGAAAGGAACCUACGCUGGACUAUUGAGAUGUAGCCAUGUCUGAGCUUGAAUGACUCCUACUGCAUAUUUAAACUACGCUUUUCCAUCUUUCCUACUGACUAGAAUAAUUCAUAUUUACUGGUGCUAGCAACACGCCCACAUAGACUUCUGAAUGCACUGUGCUACUAUACAAAACUCAGUAGUAAACAAGAUACAAUCCCGUCGGCCAUUCUGAAGGUUUCCUGUCUUUGCGACCGUUAACAGCUCGCUUCAUAGCCUGUCCGCUCUCCUCUAUACUACAUGUAAAUUGUGUUUAUACUGUAAUAAUCAAUGCCACUUUUAAUCUAUGAAGCAUUUGUAAACUAGAGGAAGCCCCUGGAAUAGAGGGGUUUGUAAUGGUGCUUAUAAUGACCAACUACUUCCUUUGUAAACUGUGUAUACAUACACACGCCUGCACACAUACACACAAACAAAAACACACAUUGAUGAUGCCAAACCUGGGCGUUCAUGAUUAUGCACUGAGGUCUGCGCGGCCACACAUUCUCUCACAAGUACAAUCAGUGCAGCAUUGCCAUGGACCAGCCUGACACCAGUCUGUGUUCCCUGUUCACAUCAGUGAGGGUUUAGUUGUAAAUUCACAAUAAAAACAUAUUUUUGGU